AGUCACGUCAGUCGUCUUUGUCAGCGGUGUUAUUUUUGAGAUUCAAAGAUGGCGGAACACGUGCAUCACAAUCUGGAGGGAAUGCUCCCUGAACUUGAAGAAAUGGAGAGGUUGAAUGUAUUCUCUAGAAAGGAAAUUAGAUCUAUAAUAAAGAAAAGGACUGAUUUUGAAUAUCGCUUACAAAAACACGCUCCAGAAAAACAAGAUUUUAUCCGAUAUAUCCAAUAUGAGAUCAACCUGGAUACAUUAAAAAAGAAAAGAAAGCUGAACAUUGGUUUGAAGAAAAAUACAAAGGGUGAAUACGAAAUGGUCAGACGAUUGCAUGCACUAUUCAAGAAAGCACUCCAGAAAUUUAAGCAUGACACAAAGCUCUGGCUGCAGUAUAUUGAAUAUUGCAAAAAAGCAGGCAGCACAAAGUCUCUUAAUAAAGUAUUUGGUCAACUUCUACAGUAUCAUCCACAUAACCCUACUUUUUGGGUUAUGGCUGCCAAGUGGGAGUUUGAAGACAGCAAGAACACUUCUGCUGCCAGAGCACUGCUUCAAAGAGGACUGCGAAUGAACUCUGAAUCAAAACUACUGUGGCUUGAGUAUUUUAGAAUGGAAAUGUUGCAUGUUGACAAGGUUAUGAAGCGUAGGAGCAUUCUUGGACUUGCAGACAUGAAUGAGGAUGACGAUAUUCAAGUGACAGAUGCAUUUCUUGCUGGUAAAGCAGCCGAGAUUGUGUUCAAGAAAGCAAUCCAAGAAAUACCAGAUGAUUUUGACUUUAGGUUGUCUUUCCUCAAAAUAUAUCAAUUGUUUCAAAACACUAAAGCAGGCCAGGAUCUUAUAUUUGAAAGUCUAAAGGAAGACUUUGGUGAUACAGAAGAAUACUGGAAUGCCUUGGCGGGCCGGUCAAUGGAUGAUUUAUACACCAAAUACAAGAAAGAAUGUGAUCCCAGUAASGCUGUAAGUGAAAGGGACAAAAUUUUUAAUGAAGCAGUUGAAAAAUUACCAACAGAGAAGAUGUGGGACUAUUACAUAAGUGCACUGUCAGACCACAUUGAAGUAAAUUCCAGUAUGAACCACCAGGGUGUUGAAAAGUGUUUAAACGUCUGUGAAGCUGCAAACAAGAAAAAGUUGCUGUCAUCGCAUAGCUUYAAAACAAUGGUACGUUUGCUGUUGAUGACAGGUGACACUGAGAAGGCUCUUCGUGUGUCAAGGGAACGGACAUCAUUGAAUUGUACAACAGACAUAUACUUUGAAUAUUUAAGACUUCUUACCAUACAUGAAUCAGAUAACGACAAAAUCACUGAGGAAUUCUGGAAAGCCCUUUCAGUCAUUGCAGCAUCUGAAUCGCUGCUAGUGUGGCAAUUGUUUCUCGAUUGGAGUAUAUCCAAAAACAAAGAUAAUGUUGCAACUAUUUUUGAGAAAUGCUUAGAGUCAGAUUGA
Molecule: messenger RNA, 1428 nt
Organism: Exaiptasia diaphana
Lineage: Eukaryota; Metazoa; Cnidaria; Anthozoa; Actiniaria; Aiptasiidae
Product: U3 small nucleolar RNA-associated protein 6 homolog
Exons: 21
Coding region: 49-1428 (459 amino acids)
Biological process (GO): maturation of SSU-rRNA from tricistronic rRNA transcript (SSU-rRNA, 5.8S rRNA, LSU-rRNA)
Cellular component (GO): small-subunit processome; Pwp2p-containing subcomplex of 90S preribosome
Molecular function (GO): snoRNA binding; protein binding
Source: RefSeq, a predicted model, not a curated record